GCUGGGGCAGACAUCUCCAUGAUUGGUCAGUUCGGUGUGGGUUUCUACUCGGCCUAUCUGGUGGCUGACAGGGUAACGGUGUAUUCCAAGCAUACAGACGAUGAGAGCUAUAUCUGGGAAUCGUCUGCUGGUGGUUCAUUCACUGUCAAAUCAGUUCCAACAAUUGACACACUCAAGCGUGGCACCAUGAUCGUUCUGCACAUGAAGGAAGACCAGGUGGAGUACACGGAGGAGAAGCGAAUCCGUGAAAUCGUCAAGAAACACAGCCAGUUCAUUGGCUACCCAAUCGCGCUUCAAGUCGAAAAAGAACGGGAGAAGGAAGUCAGCGACGACGAAGAAGAGGAAGAAAAGGAGGAAGAAAAGAAGGAAGAAGAGGCAGCUGAAGACGGGGAAGAUAAGGAAAAGCCCAAGAUUGAAGAUCUGGAGGAAGAUGAAGAGGGAGAUUCCAAAGACAAAGACAAGAAGAAGAAAAGAUCAAGCAUGAAAGAGAAGUACACAGAGAACGAGGUGUUGAACAAAACCAAGCCGCUGUGGACCAGGAAUCCAGAUGACAUCAGUCCCGAGGAGUAUGGCGAGUUCUACAAGAGCCUGACCAACGAUUGGGAGGACCAUCUGGCUGUCAAGCACUUCUCUGUUGAGGGACAGCUCGAGUUCCGUGCUCUCCUCUUUGUGCCCAAGAGGGCGCCCUUUGACAUGUUUGAGAACAAGAAGAAAAAGAACAACAUCAAGUUGUACGUGCGCAGGGUGUUCAUCAUGGACAACUGUGAAGACAUCAUUCCCGAGUACCUCAACUUCGUCAAGGGUGUGGUGGACUCGGAGGAUCUUCCCCUCAACAUCUCCCGUGAGACGCUCCAGCAGAGCAAGAUCCUCAAGGUCAUCCGCAAGAAUGUCAAGAAGUGCAUGGAGCUCUUCAUAGAGUUUGCCGAAGAGAAGGACGACUUCAAGAAGUUUUAUGAGCAGUUCAGCAAGAACCUGAAGCUCGGUAUUCACGAGGAUUCCCAGAACCGGACCAAGUUGGCCAACUUCCUGCGCUACCACACAUCUCACUCCGGCGACGAGAUGAGUUCGCUGAAGGAAUACGUUUCUCGCAUGAAGGAAAACCAGACGCAGAUCUAUUACAUCACAGGUGAAUCAAGAGACCAGGUUGCCAACUCGUCGUUCGUUGAGGGCGUCAAGAAGCGUGGCUUUGAGGUCCUGUACAUGACAGAGCCCAUCGACGAGUACUGUGUACAGCAGCUGAAGGAGUACGAGGGCAAGACGCUGGUCUCCAUCACCAAGGAGGGCCUGGAGCUUCCCGAGGACGAGGAAGAGAAGAAGAAGAGGAGGAACUCAAAGCCAAGUUUAGACCUGUGCAAGGUCAUGAAGGACAUCCUGGACAAGAAGGUGGAAAAGGUGGUUGUGUCCAACAGGUUAGUGGUGUCACCCUGCUGCAUCGUGACCAGCCAGUACGGCUGGACAGCCAACAUGGAGCGCAUCAUGAAAGCCCAGGCCCUGCGCGACACCAGCACCAUGGGCUACAUGGCAGCCAAGAAGCACCUGGAGAUCAACCCCACCCACUCCAUCAUGGAGACGCUGCGACAGAAGGCGGACGCAGACAAGAACGACAAGUCGGUCAAGGACCUGGUCAUGCUGCUGUUUGAGACCUCCUUGCUGUCAUCAGGUUUCUCCCUGGAGGACCCACAGACGCACGCCGGCCGCAUCCACAGAAUGAUCAAGCUGGGUCUAGGUAUCGAUGAAGAUGAUGCCGCAGUAGUCGAAGAAAUGCCCGAGCAGAUGCCACCUCUUGAAGGAGCAGACGAUGACGCGUCUCGCAUGGAGGAAGUGGACUAA
This is a messenger RNA of Strongylocentrotus purpuratus (purple sea urchin), 1830 nucleotides long. RefSeq names its product heat shock protein HSP 90-beta-like. Gene Ontology annotation, biological process: protein folding; protein stabilization; cellular response to heat. The record is from RefSeq and is a predicted model, not a curated record. Lineage: Eukaryota; Metazoa; Echinodermata; Echinoidea; Camarodonta; Strongylocentrotidae. Gene Ontology annotation, cellular component: cytosol; perinuclear region of cytoplasm; protein-containing complex. Gene Ontology annotation, molecular function: disordered domain specific binding; ATP binding; ATP hydrolysis activity.